This is a messenger RNA of Camellia sinensis, 1180 nucleotides long. The record is from RefSeq and is a predicted model, not a curated record. Lineage: Eukaryota; Viridiplantae; Streptophyta; Magnoliopsida; Ericales; Theaceae.
UCAUUGAACCGGGAUUGCCAGCGGUCCAUUUCCACAAAACAAAAGAAAGCGCUCUCUCUGUCUCUCUUCAUUCGAUCCCACCAGGGAGGACAUUGCCAAAAUCCACAUUAGCUCUCUCCUAGGGUUUCUUCUUUCAAGGGAUGAACAGGAGCAAUUAUGUUUGAAAGUUGUUUAAGGUAGUUCUGUCCUCAGCUACAACGGUGUCCCAAUUGUCAUGGUAUAUCUGAUAAGGGUCUCUACAACUCAACAUAUAGUCUAAUAGUAUCCUAAUCAACAUGGCAUGAUCCGCAAUUUGUUAGAUAACAAAUAUGUUUCGUGAAAUGGAAAUUCGUGGGCGUGUGGCUAUCCCCACAAAAAGCCUGGACAGAAAUGGAGUGGUCCCCCAAAGCUCAGUUGUGACAGGCCUCUUAAAGGAAUUGUUGCUCAUUAAGUCCACAGAGGAGCAUGGUUACUUCCUAGCAAUAACCGAACUGAAGAGCAUAGGCAAUGGAGAGUUUGAAGAUGAAUCAGGGGACGUCCUCUUCUCAGUGGCCUUUCACUGUCGCACCUUCCUACCUGUCAAUGGAGAGAUCAUGCUUGGAGUUGUGCACAAGAUACAUAGAAGGGGGGUCUUCUUGAGAUGUGGACCCAUGAAAUAUAUUUAUCUAUCAGCUCAAAAGAUGCCAAAUUUCUACUAUGCCCAAUGGAAAACACGAGAGAUCUUCAUUAACGAUGAUCACUCAAGGAUAGAGAAUGAUGUGGUUAUCCGUUUUGUGGUCUUCGCUGUGAGAUGGAGAAAGAAACAUUGGGACAUAGAAAGAGAUUUCAUGAUUCUUGCCAGUUUGGAAGGUGAUUGCCUUGGACCAGUUUCGUUGCCUGGGUCUGAUGAGUUGGAAUUAUAAAGUUCUUUUUUUUGUACUCAAUUCAUUAUGUAGGUGGUGGUGCUGGUGCAAAGUGAAAAUUGAUGUUUCCUAGAGUGAAAUUUGUAACUGAUGAACAAUUGUUUACCCUUCAGCUUUGCUUCUGUAUGUAGAUAGAAAGAUUAUACUUGAAUGAAGUUUUAUAGAAAAGGGCUUAAGCACUAGCUUGUAGUUUGGUCUUUCAUGUUAUGAAAUGUCAAUUGUUGACACCCCAAUGCUUCAGUAUCUGUGUGAAUGUUUUGAAUGAGGAAUGAGGAUGUUGAUCGGAAACUGUUAGCCAA